Molecule: messenger RNA, 4498 nt
Organism: Porites lobata
Lineage: Eukaryota; Metazoa; Cnidaria; Anthozoa; Scleractinia; Poritidae
Source: the annotation of a GenBank genome assembly
AUGCGCAUGAGUGAAGAUGACCUAGCGCUCGAGAAGGCCAUUAUGAGUGGAGACACGGAUCUGGGUGAGUUAUAAGUGGGUACCACUGCGGAGAACUACAGCUAACUUUAAGUAUAGUGAAUGGGAACAAUUUUUGAAGCUCGUUUUUGUUUCGUCGUAGUCGCAAGAGCCGACUUAUAAAAAGAUCUAUCGUAAUGUUGAAAUUGUACCAAAGGUUCCAAAAAUUUAGAAUAAACUCUUUCUCAGCUUAAAAGUUGGCGUUACACCAGCGGCGUUACAAGCUGAGACAGAGUUUCAAACCUUUAAACAUUUUUGAGAUUGUUUUGUUGCUCAUUAUUUGGAUCUUCCCUCGCCGUUGACACAAUUUCAAGGAUAUUUCAACCAUCUUGAUCCUUACAUGCUCUCCUCCAAUGGUAACAGCUUUCUCUGGUCAGGUGAUCAAAAUUGAUGGAUCCAAACUGCCGUCAUCCAAAACCCGCCAAAUUGUUUUUCCCCUGUAUCUAGAUAACAUUUCAUUUGUGUUGUCUUUUUUUCUCUUUCUAGUGUAUAUGGUUGUUAUGCAUUUGAAGGAUAAUCUAACUCUUGGUGAGUUCUUGAUGGCCAUACGUUACCAUCCUGUGGCACUCAGCCUCUACAUCAAGGUGAGUCUAUGAAAAAACGUUGUGUAAAUAAGUGCGUAUUUGUUCAAGGCUUCAACCAGGAGAAAAUCCGCCUUUAUUUGCCAGGAGACAUUUUUCCUUUCUCUGUUCAUUCUUUAACGUCAUAAAAAUGACGUUAAAAUGUUUAAAACUUAAGUGAAGGGGUGAGAGGUAAAGUUUGGAGCGUUUUUAAUCUCAUUUCUUUGAAAUGUCGGAGUCGCGACAGUGAAAAAUGGCUACGUUUCUAUUUGUUUUUUUCAAGGUCCCGGAGAAUCGCACUCAAGAAACAGAAUUUAACUCGCACAUUUCUCGUGUUUAAACUCGAAACCUUUACCAAAAUUCGUUCUAAUCAUAACCAGUGAUAUCUAGUACGCAUGGGCUAAUUGUUCCUGUCUAUUUCUUCGUUGUAAAUAGUGGCCCUCAAUACAUGCAGUGACCACGUGACCAAAGGAGACAUAAGACUACAAGUUAUCUGUUAUUUUUCACAGGGAUCGUACAGCGAACAAAGCGCGCGCGCCUGAAAAUCGCAGCUCUGCAGGAAAGGCCGUCACGCGAAGGGUUAAUUAUUAGUUGCGUAACGCCUGGCGGAGCGGUUGCUUUUAGUCCUGAACCAAAAGGAUCACAUCCUUGGAAAAGAGAUUGGCGCUCACCUUAUUAUUCCUUGAGAAAUAAGAGGAAAUUCGUUAUCUAUGAACUGUUGCCGGCCAUAGAAUAGAAUCAUCGUUUUGAUAUCUCUUGUCACUACACUUGACAUAAAAUCUGAUUUUCUUCUAUUUUUAUUAUUUAGACAAUAGAAUCCAAGAUGAACACAUUGUCCAAAGCACAGAUGUCUUAUCAGCAAGGAGGAUUUCAGUUCUACUCAAAGGUGUGUGCUCUUCACUUUGUUGCUUUGAUUUAAAAUACUUCAAACUCCUUCAACGCUAGAGCCACUCAUUCCUUACUAUGUGGAGAAACAGCAGACGGAUGUUAUGUUUUGUCUAGUAAUCUAGGAUACGGGAUAAACGUGCGACAUUCGUUUCAAAAGCACCCAGAAACUCUCCACUCCUCUCGCUGUGUUUCAUUAACAAAUACCUUGACUGUGCUCUGAACUGAUAUAAAUUACGCAGGAGGAAGCGCCGGGCUAGUGUACGAAAGGCCGAGUGUAGGGGGACGCACAAGACUUAGUCGAGAGUGUUUAUCCCUAGUUCUUAAGUGCUUUGUAACAUAACGAAGCACAGUAAAGGUUUCUUUAUUGGUUUUAUGAUAAAGAAUCCGUUAAAUUCACCACGCAGUACUUUCUAAUUUCCGAAACAAACUAUUGGCAGAUGGCGUGAAAGCUUAAGCUCCGUGUUUUAUACCCCGAUAAACACGCUUUGUCAUCCAAUCAGAGUGCGCCUUAAAAGAGUGUUUUCACAUGACGUCAUGGCGGCCAUAUUGGUGUCCCAAACCCAACCUCUGGGAGUUGAACUCUUUUCUUUAUAUGCAAACGCUAUCUUUUGUUCCAAAAAAAUUUGCAUAGAUGCUGGUCACGUGAGUGAAAACACUCUAUAUCUGAACAAUAUUAUAAAUAUUAACAAAACAUUUCUUGUCAGUGAUGCAUUGUAUGCACGCCCGGUUCAAUUUUCCAGGAAACAGAAGAACAAAUGAAACUCAUGGAAUAUCAAGUCAAACUAGAAGAGAAGUACAGAAAGACAUUUAUGGAUCUGUCCUUGAGCGAUACUAUCUACCAGGUGCGAUCAGUAACAUACUCAACUGUGUUAGCCUUUACUGUAGAUUGAGGCCGGUUAACUGACCACCUACCCCUCCCCUAAGUCAACAUUAACCCCUACUUCUUAUUUAGGGACAAAUUGUAACUUAAAGGAGGGGUAGGUAGUCAGUUACUCAAAAAUCUCAAUUGAUCCAAAAAUCGUCUGAAUCGUAGCUCUCGUUUGAAUGAUCAAAAUUAAGAUGUCAUUAAAUAAAUGCUUAAUAAACAGUACCGCUGGAAAUCUCUGCCAAGUACAAGCUUUCAUUUGAAUGGCCAUACUAAAAGAUUGCAUCUACAGAAUCAAAUCUUAGAACUUGGAAUCAACAGUAUAUGCAGGAAAUCUCUGUUCAGUAGCUUUCGUUCGAAUUGUCGUUCUUUAAGAUUUUAUCCAGACUUAAAGUAGUUAAAACCACCUUGCAAAGCACAGUAAACCGGUGUAGAAAGUACUAUUAAGUAGCUUUCUUGAAUGUCAAUUAAUUCCCACAGACUAUCAUACUGUCCUGGGGUUAGUUUCUAAGGAUUACUUUAUACUUUUCAUUGCAUACUUCAAGGAGACCUAAAAGUCGCUGAGCAACUGAAAAAGGAAUUCAGGGUUCCGGACAAAAGGUUUGUAACAUCUUUUUUUUAUCAGAGACCGCGUAAACAACGAGACCUUUGACAUCCAAGGACCUUUUUUUGAAACAGCCUCUAGGUGCACCACGUUAAUCUAAGGCUUGCUUCUUCACACCGCUGAUUUGUGGCCUGUGCCUUUAAAGGUGACGAGAAAUGUGGGAAUUAGGGCGCGUGGGGGAGGAGAAAAGGAAGGGUUUCCGUCCUUUCAUAUCCUCACGCGUCCAUCGCGUUCUCGUUCGCGUUCUCAGCCCAUUAUUGAAAUAGUCUUUAGUUGCACCAUGUAGUGUUAAGUUUUGUUUGUUCACCCCCCUGAUUUGUAGCCUGUGUCAAGCGUUUGAAAGGGAGUAAAGGACCGCCGGAUCGCAAGUUAGGUUUUCCCGAAACCGGAAACGGCUUUGUACCAGAGUCGAACCUUUCUACAACGGCUCCCUUUAGAGAAAAGUGCCUUUUCUAGAGGCGUUGCCAUUGUGGGGAAUAAGGGGGCAUCUCGGAACACUCCGGAUACCCCCGGAAUAUCCCCCGGAACCUGGCAGUAGGUAAAAUAAAAAACACGAAAAGAAACCCUAACCCCACUGCGUAAGAUAUUAAAUGUUCAAGAGUGAAUGUACGGACUGUCUGCCGGAAUAAAAUGAUGGUCGUCUUGGAAAGAUGGUCGUUGGUACAGAUUCGUCGGUAUUUAUCAAAAAGCAUUUAUUUCUUUUUUUAUUUUUAAAGACUACGUUCAUGAGUUUCCAUAACUCAGUGAAACAUUGUGAAUAAACAUUCCAGUGUGCAGACGCUGUUGAUGUUAUAUACAUUGGUCUUUUACAGCCAUUUUUUGAAGCUUGCCUGGAAUCCAACAAUAGAUCAGAAUAGAGGCGGAGAAAUAUGUCUCCAGAGUUCUUCCCGGGUGAGUUUAUUGAAGUUUUUACUGUACUUAAAGUGCUGGCUAAACAAACUUGCCUGGUGUAGUGGCACUUGUGUUGCAACUAUGCCGAUCAUCCUUUCACCCCAGAACCAAGAAGCGCGCACUGAAUCCGCUGACCACAAAACCCUGGGCGUAUACAAAUUCGUAAGUGAUUGGGAACAAUAACUCGAGUUCUGCACUGCUAAUUGAUGCUACCCUGAGAAAAUAGCUGACAUUUUGUGACACCAUCACUGGUUUCCUCGCGAGCUUGUCUGAAGAAUGUUUGCAGAUAUUCCAUACUGAUAUGACGUGUAGCUUUCUAUCAGUAAAAACAAAAUUAACUGGUUUGUUGGCUAGGACUCGCCCUUUUAUUCCCGCUUUGAUUUUGAAUUAAAUAUUUUAUUUCGGGCCCGAAACGUUACAGGGAAUUUCGAGAAACUAGCUAAUCAUGUUCCACCUAUUUAUAAACGACAUUUUAAUUUUUGUCCCAGGAAAUACGAAGAUGCGGCGGAAACAGCUUUUUCUCAGAAAAGCGAGGAGGACCUGGAUCUAGUCCUUGGAAAAUGUGCAACUUCAAAUCGUCCGUUGGUGAACCGCAUUCAAGAAAUGAAGGCUCAACUGCGGCAAAGACGGUAA